Messenger RNA from Armigeres subalbatus, 1584 nucleotides. Its product is annotated as phosducin-like protein. NCBI's taxonomy places the organism in Eukaryota, Metazoa, Arthropoda, Insecta, Diptera, Culicidae. The record is from RefSeq and is a predicted model, not a curated record. Gene Ontology annotation, biological process: regulation of G protein-coupled receptor signaling pathway. The coding region runs from base 447 to 1289 and encodes 280 amino acids. The transcript is spliced from 2 exons.
AUAGCUUGAGUCGUCUGCUAGUAUUGUGUAUCACAUGGAGAGCCCAGCCGAGAUGCCAGUCUAUUAAGACUACAACUGGUAAACUCUCGAAAAAAAAAAAAAAUAGAAAAUAAAAUUUUCAAUAGAAAUAUUGUGUUUAUUAUACAGUAGAAGAAAAGUCCAACCCCGUACUGCUUACCGUUUUUAAUUAAAUUGCUUCUAGAAUUUUUGAGAAGAGUUUAAAAAACUUCUUCGUAUGGUUUCCCGUGGAGAUUUUUUCGAUUAUCAUCUUUCUCCUUCUUCUUCUUCAUGCAACAUCAAAGCGCCAAUAAACCUACCGGCAAUAAUAACGAACAGAUUUGAUAGAAGCAUGUAGAAAAUUCAUAUAUACAUGUACACAACUGAAAAUUAAUGUGGAUUCUACGAACUACAAAAGUAAAUUCUGUUUUUCUGUACUAUCAGUUACUAUGGCUACACUAGAGGAUAAAAUUUUCGGCGAUAAAUUACAAUAUUAUUGUAGCAGUAGCGAGGGUGAGAGUGAUAAUGAUGAAUGUGAUACGAAAGUUGAAACGCCAAAGUGUAGCAGCAAGCCAACAAGUGUCGGUAUGAACUCAACCAUGGAGCAAUCUCAUUGGUCCGGAAGUACCACUAAUACUGGUCCAAAGGGAGUAAUAAAAGACUGGCAAAGGUUUAAACAGCUUGAAACUGAAAAACGAGAAAGUCAAGAUCGCGAAAAGUUGAAUCUCAUCAAGAAACUCAGCAUUACAGCUCGUUCCGUUGCAGAGGAUGAUAAAGCUAAAGAGCAGGAACAAUUGGACGAUGAACUAGCUGAACUAAUGUCCGAUGAUUUUCUUCUACAGUUUCAGAAAAAGCGUAUGGCGGAGAUGCUAGCUUUGGCGGGAAAGCUACCGAUCUUCGGAACUCUAAAGGAUAUUAAUAAUGGAGAGGAAUUCCUGAAGUCCGUUGAUGACGAGCAGAAGACGGUAACGGUCAUCAUUCACAUAUACGAUCGUUAUGAUGUAGCAUGUAAAAAAAUGAACAAAGCACUCGAGGAACUUGCAUCGGAAUAUAAGAAUGUCAAGUUCUGCAAAUUCAUGAGCUCUGUGGCGGGUCUGAGUAGCUUCUUCAAAUCUAACGGUGUUCCUGCCCUGCUUAUUUAUAAGGGAGGUCAAAUGAUUGGCAACUUUGUGCGUGUUACGGAUGAUCUUAGCGAUGAAUUCAACAGUUCUGACAUAGAAGGCUUCCUUAUAGAAGCUGGAAUUUUGCCGGAUAAAUCUUGCAUGCCAACAAUAGUUAGCGAGUUAUGUUGAAACGUCAAAUAAAAGUAAUUUCAUGUCAUGUAUAACUAAUAUAACUGUAGCGCUCCAUUUAAAUUCCAUAAAAUCAUAAACGGUAUUCUGAAAUAGCUUCAAAGCACUACGUUUAAUCGGCGGUUCAACCAUAAAACUCAUCUCCUUUUGCAUGUAUAAAAAAAUAUAUAGAGUUAUUUUUGUCAAUUCUUUCAAUUAAGUGAUAUGGAAUUAGGUUUAAUUAUUUGUAACAAAACAAAAUUAUUGAUAGUUGGCAAUAUAUUUUCUAUUAUUAGUCUUAUUUUUCAAAAUAAAA